AUGGAUACGAAUUAUGCUCCCAACGUUGGCAUCUUGGAAAAUUUGCAAUUAGAGGAUGUAGUCGAGAGUCAAACAUUUGCAAGCAGGAAUGAUAAUGCAAUUGUGAGUGUGAGUAAUGCUGCUGCUUCAAUCGCUAUUACACCAGCUCCUCUAACGACAACAAAUAUUCAGAACAUGACAAAAUCUACAUACACUCAUUCAAACAAUAAUAACAACAACAUUAAUAACAGAGAUACAGUGACACGAAGAGAGGAGCAAGGAGAGUGCCUCGAAUCGACACAUUCACGAAUGGAAGCCGAACAAAAUGAAGAGUUGCCCAGCACCACGUACAAAUCGCCCUGCUGUCUAGCGUUCCCUUUGCCGUCGGUGCCAAUGCAGUCGUUGGCACCGACACUAUCAAUCACAUCACCACUUCCAGCAUCGGCGGCGACGAGCAAUGAUUUGAACAGAGAGCAUUGGUAUGCACACGCCCAUGUACACGCCCAUCCGCAUCCACAUUCACAUCCGCAUCAUCAUCAUCACCACCAUCACCACCAUCAUCAUCAGCAAUUGAGCGAGGAUUUAGUAGUGUAUACACCGCCAGUUGUCUCGGCCGCCACAUCCGCUUCGGUGACGCCGGCAGCGUCGACCAGCCCGACGUCGAUUGGGAAAUAUGGACUCGAUAGCUCCACCGAUGGUUACCUUAGUUCCCGUGUGCAUGCAACAACAACAUCACCAACAGUCAGCAGCAAAGGAGUACGUCACGAAAGGACAUCCUCAGCAACAGCAUUUUUCGAUAUUCCCGCUGUGACACAUCCUUAUUGCUACAGAUUCCCAUCAACACCACCCGCGGGGAUUCUUAAAAAGAACGACCAAGAACCAACACUGUCGUUUUGCAACAACCCAACAACUGCUGCAAGCACAAAUAUGGUACCUAUGAGUCAUCAUUACCACAGCACUAAAGUGGAGCAUCCCGAUUCGACUACAACACAUUUAAGUGGUCAUUCUCAUCAGCAAUUGGCACAUCAUCAUCCAACUCAUAUGCAUAUACAGCCACAUCCUCAUACGCAUCCCGCAAGUCAACAGCCACUACCCACGCAUACACACACACAUCCACCCAGCCAUCCUCACGUACACUCUAGUAUAUUACAUCAACCGCACCCCAGUAGCCACUUAUCCACCCACGCAUCCGCUUUCAAAUUCGGUCAUGGAGCCAUCAUAUCAACCGGUGCUACAAGCAUGUAUCAUCAACAUCCUUAUAGUACAAGCAAUAGCAACUCCUAUGGUCUACGUACAAGCGGCUCACUCUCACCUACGCUCACAUUGCCAUCAACAAGCUCGGCAGAUGUUGAUCUAAAAUACGACAGUCCCUAUAAUUCCACCAUAUCAUCCACCUACGCACUGCGGCCAGUCACAGUGGAUUCGACUACCGUUUCCUCUACCGAUGGUGACAUGAAAUACGAUAGCCUCUAUAACAAUGCCAUUUCGACCAGUCAAACAGUGUCUCAACGACGCGGCUCGUUGCAGUUGUGGCAAUUCUUAGUGGCUCUACUCGACGAACCCACGACGAGCUCAAGUUGUAUAGCUUGGACUGGACGUGGCAUGGAGUUCAAGCUUAUUGAACCCGAAGAGGUGGCGCGUCGUUGGGGCUUACAAAAGAAUAGACCAGCCAUGAAUUACGACAAAUUAUCCCGAAGUUUACGUUACUACUAUGAGAAGGGUAUUAUGCAGAAGGUAAAUGGGGAACGGUAUGUAUAUCGAUUUGUUUGCGAUCCAGAAGCACUUUUUAACAUGGCUUACGGGCAUUUGGCGAGCGGGACAAGCAGUGCAUCCAACACAGCUAAGAGUGACCAUCACACGCAUAUCUUAUCUACGGCAGCAGCGGCGGCAGCGGCAGCAGCAACAUUAUCCGCAACGAAAAUCUUAUCGGAACCGAAUGAUCACAAUGGUAACUUGUUGAGCAGAAAUGAAUUAUCAAUUAAUGACGACCACACGUUGGAUCACAGCGGUGGGGAAAGGGAAAGGAGUCUCGUGACUCAGUUGAACGCUGCUAAUGUGAGAGCCAAUAGCGAAAGUCUCUUCUACACCAGUCCCAUUCACAAAUACUAACAGCCCAAUAUGUAUUAAGAAAAUAU
This is a messenger RNA of Ceratitis capitata (Mediterranean fruit fly), 2114 nucleotides long. RefSeq names its product ETV5-related protein Ets96B (gene Ets96B). The record is from RefSeq and is a predicted model, not a curated record. Gene Ontology annotation, cellular component: nucleus. The transcript has 7 exons. The coding region runs from base 1 to 2088 and encodes 695 amino acids. Gene Ontology annotation, biological process: cell differentiation; regulation of transcription by RNA polymerase II. Gene Ontology annotation, molecular function: DNA-binding transcription factor activity, RNA polymerase II-specific; sequence-specific DNA binding. Lineage: Eukaryota; Metazoa; Arthropoda; Insecta; Diptera; Tephritidae.